Messenger RNA from Linum trigynum, 4322 nucleotides. The record is from the annotation of a GenBank genome assembly. Lineage: Eukaryota; Viridiplantae; Streptophyta; Magnoliopsida; Malpighiales; Linaceae.
CGUUAUUGGUUAACCAAUAUCAAAUCAUUAAUAAAUAGGUACCUUAUCACAAGAGAAACAUAAAAAUAGGUACAACAUACAAGAAUGACAUAAUAAAGGUAAUAAUUCAACCUUGAAAUCUUGAAAUGAAUUAAAAUUGUUAUUUUUAAAUACAAGAAGCGAGCUUGUAGCAUAAUUCGUAAACAAACUCGUGCCUCUACAUAGAACAUGUUGUGUGUUUAAAUUUCCGAUUUAUCAUAUAUUAUCUAUACAUAUAAUUGUAUGACAAUCGAGAAAACAAUGAGUGAGCUUUAGCCUAUGGCAAAAUAUCAUUAUAUCACCUCGUGACGAUGAGAUUGAUACCUUUUCUAUAAGCAUGCAUAAAACCUUAUUAUCUUUUCACCAAACUUACACAUGUUCGUAACUAAAUCCUAACAUAUGAGUCUAGAUCCUCACGUAAUACAGAGAUAUUGAGAAUACAACGAGUGAUCUGAUUGGAUGUACAAGUGGGAGGGAGACCAUAAAUCGUGGGAAAUACAAUGAAAAAUGGCAAAUAGGAGGAAAACGUGACAUGCUAAGUGGGUCAAUGAACAUAGAACAUGGUCCAUCACAUUGAUUCGAAGCUGGUGCAGAGAUCAACAUGACCUUAAUAUCCAUCCCUUUAGAAAAACUAUUUCAAUGGCUGUAGGGUUGGUACCUUGUAUUAAACGUAACCGGCCUUGAGAGCAAAUGCUGCCUGCUUCUUUUAUGUUAUCUCCCACUACUACCGUCGCUACCGACCAUCCUUAAUUUAAUUUUAUUUAAUUUUUGUAGACAUUCCUAUAGUUGAUCUGUGGGAGUUGUAGCGCCAGGCAACAUCCAGGCGUUAAUCAUCCAAACCCGAUAGACUAAUCAACUUCCACUCAUCAAAAUAAAAAUAAAAAUCAGUUCUUUUGGGGAAAACUGUUUCCAUGGCCUCAAUUUGAUGCCAGAAAGGCAAGGAGGCAAGGAAGGAAAGGAACAAAAACAGAGGAAAAGAAAAGAAAGGGAAAGAGAGAGAAGCAGCAAAUAGAGACACCGGGAGACGGAGAGGCCAGAGAGAGAGAGAGAAAGAAAGAGAGUUGCGUCACGCACUCACGUUCCUUUGGUUUGUUUGACCUGGUACACAUCUAGAGACCACGGGCGCUUUAUUUUAUCUAAGAUCUGUGAAUGCCUCAUUGUUAACUCUCGAGGAUCAGGAGAGCGAGAGAGAGAGAGAGAGCGAUUGGGUUGGGAGUUGGAGGUGGAGGAGGAAGAGUUGAUGGUUCGAGGUAGAACCCACUGUCUGAUUUGUGGGAAAGUUUCCAUUUUUGUGUACAAAUUGAAAUUCUUCGCUGUCGGAUUGAUUGUUCUGUCUGGGUGGUACAAUGGAUAAGCACCGUAAAAGGGAAUGAAUUAUUCUGGGGAGGGAAAGGUUGAGUUAUAUUGAGGGAGAGGGGGAAACUGGAGGUAGACAGCAGAAUUGAGUCUGUUCUUUUUCUUUUUCUUCUUCUUCUUCUUCUUGUGUGUGUGGGGAGAAAGGGUUGAAGAAGAUGGAAGAUCAUGCAGAGGACAAUGAUAUAGAGAUAGAGGGAGGAGGGAUCGGAGAUGACAAGGAAUUCGGGUUAAUGAAAGAGCCACUCCUUCUCAGGAACAGGCAGAACAAUACUUCCCAGAUUGCCAUUGUUGGUGCCAAUGUUUGCCCCAUUGAAAGCCUGGAUUAUGAGAUUGUUGAGAAUGAAUUGUUUAAGCAAGACUGGAGGACUAGAAAGAAGAAUGAGAUAGUUCAAUAUGUUGUCCUUAAGUGGACACUUGCCCUUCUGAUUGGAUUUAGCACUGGGGUUGUUGGCUUUUUCAACAACCUUGCAGUUGAGAACAUCGCUGGUUUUAAGCUUAUGUGGACGAACAGUCUUAUGCUUCAGAACAAUUAUUACCUGGCAUUCGGAGCAUUUGCUGGUUGCAAUGCGGUUUUGGCUGUCGCCGCUGCUGCCCUCUGUGCGUACGGAGCCCCUGCUGCAGCAGGUUCUGGCAUACCCGAAGUUAAAGCAUACCUUAAUGGUGUAGAUGCUCCUUCUAUUUUGGCCCCAAGCACUCUCUUUGUGAAGAUUUUUGGGUCCAUCUUUGGAGUUGCUGCAGGGUUGGUCGUGGGAAAGGAGGGACCCAUGGUGCACACUGGAGCGUGCAUAGCUGCCUUUCUUGGACAAGGUGGUUCAAGGAAGUAUCACUUGACAUGGAGAUGGCUAAGGCACUUCAAGAACGAUAGGGACCGACGAGAUUUAGUGACUUGUGGUGCUGCAGCUGGUGUGGCAGCUGCUUUUCGAGCUCCUGUUGGUGGUGUCCUAUUUGCUCUUGAAGAAGCUGCUUCAUGGUGGAGGAGUGCUCUACUUUGGAGAACUUUUUUUACAACGGCUGUUGUUGCAGUGGUGUUGAGAGGUUUCAUGGACUUCUGCAAGUCUGGAAAGUGUGGGCUAUUUGGGGAAGGCGGUCUUAUCAUGUUUGAUGUCAAUUCGUCGGUUGCCAGUUAUGGCACCCCAGAUCUAUUGGCAAUCAUCUUCCUUGGUGUGCUUGGGGGACUUCUGGGAAGCUUUUACAAUUAUCUAGUGGACAAGGUCCUUCGCACUUAUAGCAUCAUUAAUGAGAAGGGACCAAUAUUCAAGGUCCUACUUGUGCUGUGCAUCUCCCUUCUGACCUCGUGUUUCUCUUAUGGUCUCCCAUGGCUCUCAUCAUGCACUCCCUGCCCUCCCCACCUUAUGGAGGAGUGUCCCACUGCAGGUCGGUCCGGUAAUUACAAGAAUUUCCAGUGCCCAUCACACCAAUACAAUGAUCUCGCCUCUCUUUUCUUCAACACCAACGACGACGCCAUCAAAAAUUUACUCAGCCCAGGGGUCUCUAAACAGUUUCACAUCCCGACACUCCUUGUUUUCUUUAGCGCCAUAUUCUUCCUCGGCAUAAUCACAUAUGGCAUUGCAGUCCCUUCCGGUCUCUUCAUUCCUGUCAUUCUCGCUGGGGCAUCGUAUGGCCGCCUCGUUGGUCGCUUGCUCGGUUCUCUCUCUCAGCUUGAUGCAGGUCUCUUUGCUCUCCUUGGUGCUGCAUCCUUCCUUGGUGGCACGAUGAGAAUGACAGUCUCACUCUGUGUCAUUCUUCUUGAACUCACCAAUGACUUGUUGAUGCUUCCAUUGAUGAUGCUUGUUCUCCUCAUUUCCAAAACUGUGGCUGAUUGUUUCAACAAGGGCGUUUACGACCAAAUUGUGAAGAUGAAAGGACUGCCAUACAUGGAAGCUCAUGCCGAGCCAUACAUGAGGCAGUUGGUUGCAGGAGACGUUGUUUCAGGCCCAUUAUUCACUUUUGCCGGGGUUGAAAAAGUGGGGAACAUUUGGCAUGCAUUGAAGGUAACCAGGCACAAUGCGUUCCCAGUGAUCGAUGAGCCACCUUACACGGAUGCACCCGAGCUGUGUGGGCUUGUGCUCAGGUCUCAUCUCCUUGUUUUGCUUAAGGGGAAGAAGUUCACGAAGCAGAAGGUGAUGACGGGUUCAGAAAUCAUGAGGAGAUUCAAGGCGCAUGAUUUUGCUAAAGCUGGGUCAGGGAAAGGGGUGCAGCUAGAGGAAUUGGAUAUCUCUGACGAGGAAAUGGAGAUGUUUGUUGACCUUCAUCCCAUCACAAACACUUCCCCUUAUACUGUCGUCGAGACCAUGUCAUUAGCGAAAGCAGCCGUUCUGUUCCGUGAACUUGGUCUUCGACACUUGCUGGUUGUGCCAAAGACACCUGGGAGGCCUCCCAUUGUUGGGAUACUGACAAGGCACGAUUUCGUCCCAGAGCAUAUCUUGGGGCUCUACCCCCAUAUCAAUCCUCACAAGUAGGAGCCAAGGGGGGAGGAGAGGAAGGAAGAAAGCAGGCAAGCAAAAACUUCUUAGCUAUACCCAAUAUACCUUUUGCAGCCUUCAACGGCACUGUAAAAGAUUUUGUUUGUAAAAGCCAGGGGUGGCAUUGUGAAUUUUUUGAUGCUAUGAUUAGUCUUGGGGUAUGAAUAAGAGAUUGGUUACAAAUUAAAGAGAGGAGGUCAAAUAUGACCUCCUCUUAUACAAGAGGGGUGUAGAUUCUUGCAAAACAUUGCUUCAGAGACCAAAGUUUCUUUAGUUUGAUCUCUUUUUUCUUCUGUUUCUUGUGUAUUAUGUCAGGAAACCAUCCUUGUUAUGGAUUUUUUCGGGUUAAACAUUUUUACAGUAUUGGGUGUGUUUAUUCAAUUCUUCCCUAACUUUUAGGAAAUGAAAGUGUAGUGUCUGUUCGUUAAGGUACUAAGGUUGGAUUACAAGGACUGCAAACGACGAUAAUGAAUGUGCGACAUCGAU